This is a messenger RNA of Mizuhopecten yessoensis (Yesso scallop), 3872 nucleotides long. RefSeq lists its product as uncharacterized. NCBI's taxonomy places the organism in Eukaryota, Metazoa, Mollusca, Bivalvia, Pectinida, Pectinidae. The record is from RefSeq and is a predicted model, not a curated record. The coding region runs from base 108 to 3872 and encodes 1254 amino acids. The transcript is spliced from 5 exons.
CAUGCAAAAUCGAUUUGUCUCGUACAAAUUCUUACAAUCCUUAUCGUCCCUCAGAAGGUAAACCAGAGCCUACCCUUGAUCUCAACAAAUAUUUCAGUCAGAACAGCAUGUUCCGUUUGACAAAUGAAGAUCCGGACUAUACAUCCAAUACAGUGACAGACCGGCAUUGUACACAUUCUCAUCAAUGGUUUAAAUCUGGCGAUGACGACGAUGUUCUUACACCGGAAUUAGUCUCAAAUACCAAAUCUAGUCAAACAGAUUUCGAUUCAAACGAAACUUUGCUUUCCCAACGUGUAUGUGAGUUUGAUCCUUUAUUUAUCGAUUUCAAUGAGAGCCACGAAACACAAUGCAAAUUAAAUGAUCCCGAUAUUCUGACAUUGACAACGUUUUUUGAAGCAGAGAAAGAUUACAAUGUUGCAGACGACAUUUCGGAAGCUGACAAAGGUGUACUAGUAAAUCUGAACGAAGAUUCCUUUAGCAGCACAAGUGACGGAUGCCAGUACACAGACCAGGACUUGCUGGAAGUAUUGCAAUCAUUAGAAGAGUCCAUGGAUGGAAAUGAUGAACCGCCCGUAGCGGAAAGUGUAGAACAAUUGUCACCAGUGGAUGACACAAACAAAACAUUUCUUAAAGGGUGUCGUCUAUCAAAUCACAGACUUGUUUAUUCCUCACACGAUAGCAGUGACGACGAGGAUGAAACGUUUGUUAAGGUUCCAAAAAAUAUAUUAAAGGAUAAUCAGUUAUCAAAUUUCUGCAUGCAUCAACGAUCCCGGAUAGUUACAAGUGAUAUUCGGCGCGUCAACAAAACGAGAUGGUCAGAUGGAUUACUGAAUAAAAUCGUCACGAGAAAGGGACAAAAGAAGGAGAAUUCUUCUCCUUACUUUCUUGCGACAAAAUUCACGCCAUCGGGGCAACUGAUAUCUAAUAUCUUACCAAACAAAGACGGCAGUAUGUGGAUUACAUUCCAAAACAGUAAUGUCAUCAAACUUUAUGAUUACCAUGGCAACGCUAUCGACUCCGUUGAUUUGAGAAUGCCUAUUGACGACGUUACCAGCUCUAGAGACGGCAAUCUAUAUAUAUCAUGUCCGAAGUCAAGGCGUAUCAAAGUACUUACCAGGACACUGCAGUUGUACACUCUAGUGGUGACGCCGGCCUUCGUCCGAGGGAUAGCUGUUAGUCCAGUGGACAACUGUCUGAUUGCCUGUAUGGUGCCGGACCUCACUUAUCAACCGGGACAGGAUUGUGGUUGUCACAGCGCAUGCUUGAUACGUUACUCUAUCCGAGAACAUUGCCUGGCAUGUUCCAGAAAUACAGACUCUGGUCGUUCCCAGCCUUCGGGAUCAAAGGUCGAAGGUCAAUCAAACAACAAAAGGAGCAGUAGUACCAGGUGUAUUUGUUCGCAAGAUGUUUAUUGUGUUAAGGGUUCAAAGGUCACUCAAGAUAACUUAUUUAAAUAUCCUUUCCGCGUCGCUGUGAAUGCAAAUGGGGAUAUUGCUGUAUCUGAUCAUGGCAAUAGAACAGUGCUUCUUUUAUCCGACGCGGGAAGCUUGUUGGGAAGGUUUAAUCAAUCAAAUAUGAGAUUACUAGCUAACCAUGCUCUCAGCUAUGACGUCAACAAUGACCUAAUCAUUGUACAGUCUGGUAGGAAAAAUAUUCUACGAAUACGAAGUCAUUACGAUGGUUCUACCACCGUUAAUAAAUCAACCGUGACGGAAUUGGAAUCACAGAUCGUGACAGCCGCGGCGAUAGAUUCCGAAGGGAUAUUGCUAGUGGUAACAGGUCGGACAUUGAUCAAGGUACUCAAAAAAGGACUCACUGAACAAGGUUGUAUACAGGAUAUCAAUAAUGACCUACCUGAUGAUCUUUCGACCGACCCGCCACCGCUUCCUCAAAGAAAACCAUUGACAACUCCAGAGAGGUUUUCUGAAGAACAACAUCGAAAUGGAAAAUCAAAUCCCAGGCUUCCAGAGACCUUGAACCUAAUGACCUUUCCAAACGACGAUGAAGACACAAAUGAUUUAACAGCAAGCUGGGUAUGCACUGGAAAUUCCUUCGAUAGUGCCAUUUCAGAAUGUCCCCUUUUAAACCUAAGCCACAGUUCUGAAACUGACGAAAUACACGAUAAAAUUUACUCUGGAUUAGAAACAAACAUGUCCGACAGCCUUGACAAAUAUUUUAUUGGCGAUUUGUUCAAGAAAUGUUUUGAUUUGGAUUCAGAAACAAGACCCAGACUUUAUACACCUGAUUUUAGUACAUGUAUCAAAGGUAUUGAUGCCGUAAAAUCCGCAAACAGUGUCGAUUUACCAACACUGCCGGGAGAAAAACAAAACCAAAGUGAUGGUUUGGAAGUGGUAGAUUCUACGAAAUCCAUCACACAUCUCACGAAUACACCGUCACAGUCGUCGAAACCUAACGCGAUGAAGUUGGACUCGACAAGAUCUAAAAGGUCGAGUUUGAUUUUGAAAGGCUGCUUCCGAGAAAACAGUUUGUAUACAUUCGACCCUAUGAAUCCGACAAUCACAGUAGAAAAUAUUCAGGAUAGUGACACUGAAUCUGAAGAACAGGAUCAUAGUUGGCACACGCCUAAACCUAGACAACAAGACAUGUAUUUAGAAAAGCUCAGAGAACUAGAGCAAGAAGUGAACCAACUACAACAGCUUCAGAAGGACAUAAGUACAACCGAACCAGGACUACUAAACAUUCAAAUUCCUAAGUUGUCCUCUCAAAGAUCUGUAAGCGAUAGCGAUAUCUAUAAUUCCAUUGAGUUGGAAAACAAAAUUGAAGGUCGAGAUAUCAAUGAUAAACUAAAUGUAAUCAAAAGUGAUAUUCAUGACAUGAAAAAAUCCUCGAGCACAGACAAUAUCAACAGGAGAACAAAUAGAGACAGAUCUAGUACAUUAAAAUAUGACCAAUCUGGUAUUAAAGCAUCAUCAAGCUUUGAAAAUAUCAAAACCAUGGCCACAAAGCUGUGGGGGAAAAUAACUAAAUGCGAUAAAGACAGCUCUGACGGAACAUCUCAAAAGCUUUCAAUCAAAGUUGACGCCCGGGUGGAACUGUCAUGUCCAUGUGAAAGAUCGUGCGGACGUGUUAAAAGGUUGGUGACAACACAAGGAGGGUACAUGUGGGUGGCCUUCAUUCAGUGUUCCUGGGUUUCCUUGUACAACAAUAGACACGAGAGAGUGUACAAGUUUGAUACACGUGGUUGUGUGGAUAGUUUAGCAGUGACUGCGACCGGAGUCCUCUAUGUCUCGUGUCCUCUACAGAAGAGGAUCAUCAUGCUGUCAUCAAAUCUUCAGAUGACAGUUCUGUGCUGUUUCACCAAAUUAUAUCCACGAGGAGUUGCUGUAUCCCCGAACGACGGCACCCUGAUAGUCUGUAUGGCGUCUCAGACUGUGGGGAAUGUGAUGAAAAAGCCUUCAAAGAACAGUUGUCUGAUGCGAUUCAAAGGCGAAACGCCAAACGAAACCGGAACAAUUGUGAACAAAGGGAAUUAUUUCGGAUAUCCGGUAAAGGUAACCAUUAACAUGAAUGGCUUUUUAUUAGUGUCAGAUUUCGGUUUGAGAUGUCUGAUUGUUUUGGAUCAGAGGGGACAUUUGUUGAAAAAGUUUUCUUCACUAGGAGGAGUUCCACUGUGGCAUGUACAUGCUCUUACAAGUAACCCAGUUAGAUCGUUCUGCGUUGUUCAAGGAGGAGCUGGAACACUGUCAAUCACACGACUAGGAGAGUACCUAGGAACCUUCGAGGAGACAUCGACAUCAACUAAGGAUGAACGUUUAGUAAAACGUACAGUUGAAACGGCGUCAAUGAAAACGGAGGGGCAGAUAGUUUUAGCAUCUGGAAAUAUCAUCACACAUGUUUCUCUCGUGUAUUAG